GAUUGCUGAAUAAACUGCGCAGUUGAAUUUGUUAGGCGGACCUGAUUUGUAAUAUGAAUAAAAAAUUUAUAAAACGUUAAACAUAUUUUAAUGUUUAUAGCCAAUGUGAGAUGAUAAAGGAAGGAUUUAUUAAGCAGAUGUGGACCAUGGUGCACAUGUAAUGACUGAACUCUACAAGAACAAACCUAUUCAGUAAACAAUGCCAAACACCGAUAAGAUAAAAAGUAAGCCAUACAGAAACUGGGUUAGAGGAGCCCUUGGUUUGUUCCAUCUACAAAAAGGUCUCUAUCCCUUCACAGACCGUAUUGUUAAAGCGGAACAUGCGAGAAUUGUUCAACAUCUGCCGCCAUGCACAUAUUGUGCUAUAGAAAACAUUCUCCCAGCACAUGCAACAAGUGGAAAAGGCUGUAUUCAGAAGAAUAAAGGAAAGUGUAACUGUAGAAAGAGGACAAACAGGAACUGCCCAACAUGUAGCAAGAUCUAUGACGAUAUAGUACAACAACACCGUUUCAAGGAGCCGCAUUGGGUGACCGAUUGUUCUACAUGGUACAAUGACCAUUGGCAGUUUGCAAAAUGUUUCUUGACAACCACAACCAAACGAUCAAACAAUACUGCUGCCGACACGGAUGCAUCUGGUUUACUCAGCAUUAUCAUUAAUGGCGAGUUCUUCCAGUCAGAACUUCACUACAGCAUUGAUCCAUAUAAUGGUACUGAUAUUUUUAGUCAGGUGCGAGAGAUAAGGAAUGAAAUUCUACACAACUCUGAACAAGACUUGAUGGAUCAAGAUUUGACCAGAUAUUUACAAUCAAUGAUAGCAGUAUUAGAAGACAAGAAAGUACUUAGGAUUGAUCCAGCAGCGCAAGCAGCAGCUAAAAAAUUAAAAGAGCUUCUCAAAGAUGAAUUAAUCAUUACAAUGAGUGAAGAAGCCAAUGUAAUUCAAACUGCACUAGAGGCCAUCAAAGCAGCUAAAGAACAGUCUGAAAAGAGUAUUAGAGUACUAACAGAGGAGAUUCGUUUCUUUACGGAAACAGAUAUCGCACUUUACUUCAAAAAUAGACGCUGCAAAGGAACGGGCAGUGGAAAAGGUGACAUCUGUAGUGUCCGCAGCGAAACCGGAUCUAAGUGAACUUAAACAUGGACUUUCAGACCAUGAAAAUAGAUUAAGAGCAGUUGAAGCAGAACAAAAAGAAUUGCAAAGGAAGGUGAGUAAAUUGGAACAACAUGUUGCAAAACUGAAGAUUGCUGAAGAAAAGCAUCAGACGAGGAUUGCAUACCUAAAACAAAAACAAAGUCUCCAAAAACACCUGGUGAAUGUAUAUCAGGAAAAAAGUGUAAAGACAUCGAUUUCUCCUCUAAAGACGCAACAUGAUCACGUCGACAUCCGUGACGUUUAUGCAUCUCCUAGAAUGGUGGUCGAAGAAAAUAAAGACAACAAGGACGAAAACACUGUUGAAGCUGGAAAAUUGGGCAUUACUUGAUAUGUUAGAUAUGUUAGAUCUAGUGAUGGGCCCUCUCUGGUCACUUAUAAUGAUGUGAUUCAUAUCGGCUGUUAAAGAUAAAAAAAAUAGGUAUUAAAUCAAAUUUGCUGCCGUGAAUUGUAUAAUUUUUAUAUUGAAAUUCGUCAUCCGGAUACCCACCAGACGUUCCAAGAAAAAAAAAUUCCCGGGGGAGCUUGCCCCCGAACCACCCUAGCAAUCGUGCGUAUUCUCAAAAUAGGCCCAGUUACGCCCUUGUACAUGUCAAGUGUCCUGGAUCGUCUGGGAGUCUCACGGAUGUUUUGUCUAUUUCCCGGACAUACGGAAAUCAAUCAUUUCUCCCGGAAAUCCAACAUUCCAAGCUAAUGAUUUCCUAUAUCAAACUAAAUCCCUAAUGCACCUGUCAAUAAUUUGCCCGCCCAGGGGGGCGACGGGCUGACCCAGGGGAAUUUGACAUUUCAGAAACUUUGUUGUCUAAAUCCCCACCCUAGAGACAACCUUUUUUGUCUAAAUCCCCACCCUAGAGCCUGGUUGGUACAUCAAAUGCCGCAGGGGUAGAGGCCUUAAACUUA
Molecule: messenger RNA, 2047 nt
Organism: Mercenaria mercenaria
Lineage: Eukaryota; Metazoa; Mollusca; Bivalvia; Venerida; Veneridae
Exons: 6
Coding region: 200-1126 (308 amino acids)
Source: RefSeq, a predicted model, not a curated record